UUGUAAUUUACCCUUAUUACAAUUACUCUUCUUUUUUUUUUUCUUUCCGAGAAAUGCUAUUACAAAAUUACUGAGUGAGACUUUGUGUGGGUGGAAAAUUGGGGAUGGAGAGCGAAAAGAAGAAAGGGUAUGCGUGGGCAGUUUCAGCAGGACUCAACGCCGCUCUCGCAGCCAUUUCUGCCAAAUUCUUUUCUUCCCAGCUAAAAUACGGGCUAGUUGUGUUUUUCAAUGUAGUAAUGUGGGGAUGCUAUGUGAAUAGCAUGAAAUCUCUCUCGUCGCUACAAGCUACAGUGACCAACUUUGCCACAAAUUUUCUCUCGUCUGGCUUGUCUGGAUUGUUUCUCUUUGAGGAGGCACUACCUGUCAAGUGGUUUGCAGGUGCUGCACUAAUCGUAAUUGGUGUUGUAGUUCUAAGCAAGUCUAGCAUCGAAAAGAAAACACAUUCGAGUUAGAUGCUCGUUUUUCGACACGCUUCUCAUGUCUUAUUCCCAAGUGUUGUCUUAACUCUUAACUGUGGUUAAGCAUCGGUUUCUUGUUCAGAUUGUGGAUGAGAUUGUGGAUGAAAGCAGAUGAAUAGACAUACAAGAAACAGAAAGAAACCGAACCAACUGAAAAUCGAUAUCAUGUUAAUCUCGUAAAAACCGAAUUUAUUGGUUCUCAUAAGGAUAUCCAUAUCAUGUUUAUCAAUUUUUCAACAUCAAUAUAUGUUUUAUAUUUGAAUUA
This is a messenger RNA of Erythranthe guttata (spotted monkey flower), 723 nucleotides long. Its product is annotated as cell growth defect protein. The record is from RefSeq and is a predicted model, not a curated record. NCBI's taxonomy places the organism in Eukaryota, Viridiplantae, Streptophyta, Magnoliopsida, Lamiales, Phrymaceae.